This is a messenger RNA of Ogataea philodendri, 963 nucleotides long. RefSeq lists its product as uncharacterized. The transcript is spliced from 2 exons. The record is from RefSeq and is a predicted model, not a curated record. Gene Ontology annotation, biological process: Golgi to vacuole transport; intracellular protein transport; vesicle fusion. The coding region runs from base 1 to 963 and encodes 320 amino acids. Gene Ontology annotation, cellular component: endomembrane system; SNARE complex; membrane. NCBI's taxonomy places the organism in Eukaryota, Fungi, Ascomycota, Pichiomycetes, Pichiales, Pichiaceae. Gene Ontology annotation, molecular function: SNARE binding; SNAP receptor activity.
AUGAGUUCGCCGUUUGACGCCAUUACGUUAGAGGAACAGCCUGUUUACCAAGAUGUUCCUGAGUUUGACGAGAUCAAUCAACAGAUAAGCAAUGCGUUGUUGAGUGUGAACAACAGUUUGAGCAACUUGAACAAGAACCUCAAUUUUCUGGAGACCGCCAUCGACAAGGGCCAGAGCGUGGAAAAGUACCAGCAGAGCUCGUCGAAGCUGAUUUCGCAGCUGAUGGAUCUGUUCAAAGGCGUUUCGAGCGAUACGCGCACUUUGAAUGGACUGGACGCUGCGUUGUUGAACAAGUCGCAGACGUUUGUGCGAGACAAGCUCAACACGAACUUGAAACGGUCGUUACAGGAGUUCAACCAGUUGCAGCAGUUCUACACGGACCUGGAGAAGAAACAGAAUGAGAAGAGCGCGAGUCUAAUUGGUUCUGGGUUGGUGGACGAAACACCUGUUGCUCAGCCCCAGCAACAGCAGGUGGUGAUAGAAUACGAGCCUGUGAACGCAGAGGAGGUGGAGUAUCAGCGAGCAUUGAUCGAGGAGCGCGAACGAGACAUCGAGAACAUCUCGCACGGCAUCGAAGAACUCAACGAGAUCUUCCACGACCUGUCCAACAUCGUGGUUGAUCAAGGAAGCAUGAUUGACAAUAUCGAGUCCAACUUCCGGCCGUCGGAGCCGCAGCUGGCAACCAGUCCGUUCGAAUUCCAAGCAACACCAUACACCGGCAUCGUGUGCACUUUCGGCAGCGUCGCGUCCAGCACCCACUCCUCCUCGGACUUGAGCGUGGACGGCAGCGUUGCGCCGGUCCCGGUCUGGGUCUCCGGACUGGUCUUUUUCCAUAUCUUGACUAACGAGUCGUCGCUGCAGUUGACAAACCGUAGAUUGUCGCUCUUCUCCCAGUCCGCACACCAGAUCGUUCCCUGGGUGCCCUGGCAGUUGGCCACACACACCCAUUCGUCCUCGUCGUAG